AUUUUCUAUGUAUCACUAUGUAAUAUUAUGUGGAUACCUGCGAUUGUAGUUUUGUUGGCCAUAAUAGGCAACCAAGAAUUUCUAAUUAAGGGGUACCACGCUGGAAAAGGUUCUGUGAUUAAAUGGGUCGGAAAUGAAAGACAAGCGAACUGGACAAUUAAUGCUAAAUGGGAUGAUAAGAUCCAUUAUUAUUUUGACAUUGACAUAUAUGAAAACGAAAAUGUAGAAAUACGUUGUCCAAAUAACACCUCAGCUGAGGUGGAAUUAGUGCCAUUUAAGGAAGGCAUGUGCUACAAUACUGAUGCAUUUGGAAAUGUAGGGGAUGGUAUAAAAGAGGUUGGGGUAGAAAAUUUGGAUCGAAUGAAACUGAAAAUUAGCAAUAUUGCAAGUAAUAUUAAGUUUGCGGAAAAUAUCAAAGGUAGAUGGAUGUUUAUGUUUGACGGUGAAGCAUACCAUUAUGGUAUGGAAACGAUUUUCUUUGAUUGUAUAGUUAACACAACUGUACCAUUACAUGUUGCAACCAUCCAGCUGAAUAUCAUGCCGUAUUAUAAAAAUAUUCCUAGAUCGGUCCAUAUGUACGAUUUCACUAAGAACAAUUAUAGUCCGCCCGGUAAAUUUGUAUCAUAUUAUAAAUUCCCUAGACCGGGCAGUGCGUUUUAUGUGAAGUGUUCUCAUCAGGGCCUUAGUCUAGAAGCCACUGUAGGGUUAAAACAGUACUCCAUCAAAAGUGGUGGUUGCGAGGAUCUAUCAGAAGCUGCUGACGAUGAAAAUGUAAAUCUUUGUCUUAAUUUUGCUGACGAAACCAUUGUAGUGCUCUGGCCUUAUAAUGAUAUUAAGGUUUGUAGCGGAGAUAAAAACAUUUUCACAUUUGUGAGACAGGAUAAAGACAAUACAAAACACAUACAUUGGACGUAUAUGUUAGAAGUUUUUGAUAGCCACAUAGACUCUAUGGAUCCUGCAAAGGAUAAGAUUGCAGAAUUUUAUCAUGCUGAAGAUAAUUAUAUCAUUGCUCCCUCUAAAUGCCCAGAGACCGUAUAUGAUAGAAGUGACAUCCAAAUCGACUUAACUGACUUUUUAACUGGAGCAAUAUUUACACGAAAGUCAACUGGGUAUGUGCAUAUUGAUAUAAGCAAAUACUAUACAUAUACUAGCCAUUUUGUUUCGUGUUACAAAUCAACAAAACGAGAUAUCAAACAACCUAAUUUGACGUUCAAAUUUUAUCCCGUCUGUGAUUAUGAAAAUAAAGAUAACCUCGAUAUGGAUGGAAGGACAUGUUCUAUCUUUAUUUUAAAUGAAGACACGGUUAAUGUGAGAGGAGCUGCAAAGUAUGGGACUCCAUUAGAUCUGCUACCAUCAAAUGAUUCCUCCAAUUAUCUCAAAGAUGUAACCCCGCCGCAUAGUCCAUGGGACUCCACUAUAUUGAAUUUAGCGCAUGAUGAGGGUUACGGUAUUAGGUUUGAAUCAAUACAUGAUAAACAUAGAGAUGAAAUACAUGUUAAAUUCAACUACUCAGGAUUCGCUCACACCCCCAAGUAUUUUGUUUGGCAGAAAGGACCAUUUGACGACAGAAAUCAUCAUGAGAAGAUGAUGGCAGUUCAUUUGGCAGACGCAUGGGUUUCAACUACUGAAAGUGGAACACUGGAUACAGAAUCAAUUGAUAAGGUGAUUGCGGACUUCCCUAAUUCAAGUAAGAUCAUACAAGUUAUGCGACAAAAUACCCGGCAUGUUUACAUAGAUUGCAAAUCGUUUUUCGAUGAACCGGGCUAUAAUGAAUACUUGUUAUACCCGCAAGGUAAAAAUACAUUCUUCAGCAAGUUAGGAGACGGGAAAACAGACCCUUCUGAAUUAAAAAGUGUUCAACUCCAAGAUGAAUUUGCCGUCGUUGGCAUCAGCAUGUACAAAAAACCAGAGGUAAACUUAGGGGUGGACCUCGAGUUCAGUUUUGAAGCAGAUAGUAAAAUUUGGGCUGUGCACAAGAAACCCAUUUACUUUGUUUGUGCUAAAAAGGGCUACAAACAUGGGCAGAACUCUCAUGCAUAUAUUGCUUUUGACCCCUUAUAUCAAUUAGGGCGACUAUACGGUUGUGGUACCAGACCUGAGUUAUUUCUAAAUGAGGAAGGCCAAAGGAAUAGUAAUACCCAUUGCGUGUUUAAAAUAGAUGAUCGGAAAACUGUUGGGUUCUUUUGUCCAAGUCCCAUUCCGGAUCACUUUUUAAGUGGUGACCAAACUCCAUGGAAAUCAACAUCUGGAGCUAUGAAAAAUGAAGAAAACCCAUAUCACAUAAUGGUGAAAUGCUUUGAUAGGUCAACACGCAUGCAAAGGUUUCUAAAACCACGAAAUCCAAUAAUUGACUUUCUCGAACCUGUAUCACCCGGAGAGGUCAGGUCACUUUGGAUUUUCUCUAGAGGCCAGUUUGUGAAACACGCCAAACCAAUAUAUACAAAGGUUUUGUGCAACUGCUAUAAUACCGAAGGAAAACGUGUUGCUAGUAUAAUGCUGACUCCAGAUUUUUCGGUGGAUAAAUUGAAAAAUUCAACAUGACAAUAGACUUUCACAACCCAGUGCCAUAGGUUAUAA
Babesia bovis T2Bo is the source of this 2577-nucleotide messenger RNA. Its product is annotated as 6-cysteine (I). The transcript has a single exon. The record is from RefSeq and is a predicted model, not a curated record. Bases 28 to 2541 code for a protein of 837 amino acids. NCBI's taxonomy places the organism in Eukaryota, Apicomplexa, Aconoidasida, Piroplasmida, Babesiidae.